AAAACUGUUAACCUUUAAAUUCAAUCAUUCUCAUUAUUUUAAUUGUUUGAAUUUCUGUCAUAACAAGCAUAAUAAAUAUUUGACAAAAAGGCAUUUGUAUUUGCUCCGAACUUCAGUAUAAGUAAAAUGAAAUCCCAGACAGAAUACAAGUUGAAAUCUGCCCCUGAAGAUGCCAUAUCUGCAGUGAAAUUUGGUCCUAACACCGAUCAAUUUCUUUUGGUUAGCUCUUGGGAUGGAUUUGUUAGAUUGUACGAUGUAACCGCUAAUAAUUUGAGACAUAGAUAUGCUCAUAGUACUGCUGUCCUAGACUGUUGCUUCACCGAUGCUGUUCAUUCAUACAGUGGAGGUCUAGACUCUACCUUAAAAACUUUUGAUUUCAACACUACAAAAGAGAAUACUGUAGGCACCCAUUCCAAUGCUAUAAAAUGUGUUGAGUACUGUAGUGAGGUGAAUGGAAUCAUCACCGGCAGUUGGGACCAUCACGUCAAGCUCUGGGAUCCUCGCGCCCCAGUUUGCAGUGGAAGUUACAACCAAGGAGAAAGAGUGUACACUAUGAGUGUGUGUGGUGAAAAAUUAGUUGUUGGAACAGCCGGUCGCAAAAUAUUAGUAUGGGAUGUUCGAAAUAUGUCUUACACCUUACAAAAACGAGAAUCCAAUUUAAAAUAUCAAACCAGAGCCAUCAGAUGUUUCCCUAAUAAGCAAGGUUAUGUUCUUAGCAGCAUUGAAGGUAGGGUAGCAGUAGAGUAUUUGGAUACAAACCCCGAAGUUCAAAGAAAGAAAUAUGCAUUUAAGUGUCAUAGGAUAAAAGAAGAUGGCCUUGAAAAAAUAUAUCCAGUUAAUGCAAUCAGUUUUCAUCCAUUACAUAAUACAUUCGCAACUGGUGGAUCAGAUGGUUAUGUGAACAUUUGGGAUGGUUUCAACAAAAAGAGGUUAUGUCAGUUCCAUCAAUACCAUACCUCAGUUACCUCUCUCAGUUUUAGCCACAAUGGCUCAGUUCUGGCUAUAGCUUGUUCAUAUUUUCUAGAAGAAGACAACCCACCAAAUCCUUUACCAGAGGAUGUGAUCUAUAUUCGAAGUGUUACUGAUCAAGAAACAAAACCCAAGUAUAGUUCUUCCUAAGUGACUUUUGUAGCAUGUUAAUUGUAAAGUGAUAUGUUGCUACUUGAGCUAUGUAUGAUAUUCUCAAAAUAUGAGAAUGACAAUUAUUAGAAGUCAAGUUUGUUUUCAAUUCAAUGUAUUUUGAAAGCUUUGACUUCAGAUACAUAUUAAUCAUUUUGACUUCACGCCCCCUCAUGUCAUUGACGCAAUCGUGCAUUUGGGUGUUUCAUGGAAUUUUAUAUGUUUGAUAUUGUUUUACAAUAAAUGUCAGUAGAAUUCUUGA
Molecule: messenger RNA, 1381 nt
Organism: Leptinotarsa decemlineata (Colorado potato beetle)
Lineage: Eukaryota; Metazoa; Arthropoda; Insecta; Coleoptera; Chrysomelidae
Gene: Bub3
Product: mitotic checkpoint protein Bub3
Molecular function (GO): protein binding
Source: RefSeq, a predicted model, not a curated record